UUACCGGGUUCACCCGGGGCGCAGGCCAGGGGCAUUAAUAGAAUUCCCGAAAAGCAAAAUCGUCCCACGGCUGAAUGUAAUUGGGGACGUCUGCUAUAGGAUAUAUAAUCAUUAAUACCUGAGCACGCUCCUUUCAGAGACGCAGGAGAAACAAGCCAGCUCAGGGUGACCAUCUGUAACAUCUUACUUGUUACUACUACAACUGAACCAGCUACUACCAGACCUGUACCCAGCAUCAUGCUCCUUGUCAGACUGACUGCGUUCACCUUGCUGGCUGCAGUUUGCUGUACACUACCAGCUGCAGCGACAAGAGUGGUCACCUGUGACAAUGGAGAAAACGUCCAGUUCCUGAUCUGUGAUUCUGGAGUGAUCUUCAUUGAGAGAGCUCUGUAUGGAAGGACUGACGGAACCACCUGCAAAGAAGGACGACCUGCCAACCAGCUGACCAACACACAGUGUUCACAGACAGGCACCCUGGAGGUCCUCUCACACAGGUGCAAUGGGAAACAGGUGUGUGAAGUGAACACUGAAGUCUUCCGUACUUCUGACCCCUGUGUUGGAAUCUACAAAUACCUGGAUACCACCUACACCUGCCUCCCAGCAACACGCAGCAUCACGUGUGAAGGCUCUGAUGCUCUAUUAGAAUGUGAUGAAGGUACGAUCCAGAUCCACAGUGCCAACUAUGGCCGCCGUGACCAGCUAGUGUGUUCCUUUAAUCGGCCCACUAACCAACUAGCCAACACCAACUGCCUGAGCCAAUCCAUAACCACCAGUAAGGUAGCAAAGAGGUGUAAUGGGAAGAGCCAGUGUGACGUCCCGGCGUCCAACUCUCUGUAUGGAGAUCCCUGUGUAGGAACCUACAAGUACCUGGAUGUGGCUUACACCUGUGGCUAAAUGAGAUCUUCUCUGAGGAACAUAGACCAGAGAGACCACUUGGAUAUCUCCCUCUUCAUUGGGUGGAUUUGUAUUUCUUUCCUCUCUUCUCUCCUCUGAAGUCUCAAUUGAGUGUAAAAUCUAUGUCAAUUCAAAAUGUGUAAACUCCAUUGAUUGUGUAUUUCAUCAGGCAUAAUUUGUGUGAUAAAACCAUAAUGAGGCCCCUCUUGUGCUGCAACAAUGCACGGUCAGGAGGAAGCAUGGAGAAAUUAAACAUUAACCCCAAAAAUAAACUAUUCUUCAAAUAACACUGA
Oncorhynchus gorbuscha (pink salmon) is the source of this 1187-nucleotide messenger RNA. Its product is annotated as L-rhamnose-binding lectin CSL2. The transcript is spliced from 10 exons. Lineage: Eukaryota; Metazoa; Chordata; Actinopteri; Salmoniformes; Salmonidae. The record is from RefSeq and is a predicted model, not a curated record. The coding region runs from base 238 to 894 and encodes 218 amino acids. Gene Ontology annotation, molecular function: carbohydrate binding.